This is a messenger RNA of Oncorhynchus tshawytscha (Chinook salmon), 6105 nucleotides long. RefSeq names its product unconventional myosin-Ic-like. The transcript has 32 exons. The coding region runs from base 475 to 3552 and encodes 1025 amino acids. Gene Ontology annotation, cellular component: actin cytoskeleton; plasma membrane; myosin complex. Gene Ontology annotation, biological process: vesicle transport along actin filament; actin filament organization. NCBI's taxonomy places the organism in Eukaryota, Metazoa, Chordata, Actinopteri, Salmoniformes, Salmonidae. The record is from RefSeq and is a predicted model, not a curated record. Gene Ontology annotation, molecular function: ATP binding; actin filament binding; microfilament motor activity.
GGGCUGUUGCGUGUUUGAAAGAGGGAGAGGAAAUUACUGACAUGUUCCACGACUCAACAGGGGACUCAAAUACUCAGAAUAAUAUAAUAAUAUUAUUUUUUAUGGCUUAAAAUUACUGCUGUUGUAUACUUGAAGUGCACUUGCUAGACAACGCUACUCUUAAAAAAAAUAAAAAAUAAAGUGUAAAAUCAUUUGAAAUAGGUGAAAAGUGGUGGAUAAUCUAGGCUACUAAAGCGGUGGAGAAAAAAACCUUCAAUAGAAUUACAGGCGCCAGAUUGUAGUUUCUUGUUGGAUCAGUAACGAGGAACCGCUGAAAGGACUGGUCACAUCGAGACGGGAGUUGAAUCUGGGUUCAACGAGAGACGGAACAGACGGCUGUCUUUUUGUAGCCUACCGGCGAAGAGACAUCAGGGCGAAGUAACCCACGACUUCGGCUAAUUGAAAGCUGUGGGGAGUGACGGGGUGCGGAUCAGCAUGGAGAGUGCCCUGACGGCCAGGGACCGGGUGGGUGUCCAGGACUUUGUCCUGCUGGAGAACCACACCAGCGAGGCGGCCUUCAUCGAGAACCUGCGCAAGCGCUUCAAGGAGAACCUCAUCUAUACAUACAUCGGCUCAGUCCUGGUGUCGGUGAACCCCUACAAGGAUCUGGAGAUCUACACCAAGAACCACAUGGAGCGCUACCGAGGCGUUAACUUCUACGAGGUCUCUCCCCACGUCUACGCGGUGUCUGACAACUCGUACCGGUCCAUGCGGACGGAGCAUAAGGACCAGUGUAUCCUCAUCUCGGGGGAGAGCGGUGCCGGCAAGACGGAGGCCUCAAAGAAGAUCCUGCAGUACUACGCCGUGACCUGUCCCGCCAGCGACCAGGUGGAGACGGUCAAGGACCGCCUGCUGCAGUCCAACCCUGUCCUAGAGGCUUUUGGAAACGCCAAAACGUUGCGCAACGACAACUCCAGCCGCUUCGGCAAAUACAUGGACAUCCAGUUUGACUUCAAGGGUGCACCGGUGGGGGGACACAUCCUCAACUACCUGCUGGAGAAGUCACGGGUGGUGCACCAGAACCACGGAGAGAGGAACUUCCACAUCUUCUACCAGCUGAUUGAGGGGGGUGAGGAGGACCUGCUGCGGCGCCUGGGCCUGGAGAGGAACCCCCAGCAGUACCAGUACCUCGUCAAGGGGAACUGUCCCAAGGUGAGCUCCAUCAACGACCGCAGCGACUGGAAGGUGGUGAGGAAGGCCCUGUCUGUCAUCGGCUUCAGCGAGGACGAGGUGGAGGAGCUGUUAAACAUUAUUGCCAGUGUUCUUCACUUGGGCAACAUUCAGUAUGGAGGAGAAGACAGCGGCAAUGCCUACAUCACUACAGACACACAGAUCAAAUACCUGGCGAGGUUACUCGGUGUGGAUGGCUUGGUCCUGAAAGAAGCGCUCACACACAAGACGAUCAUCGCCAAAGGGGAAGAGCUGAAGAGCCCUCUGAACCUGGAGCAGGCGUCGUCGGCCCGGGACGCCCUGUCUAAGGCCGUGUACGGCCGCACCUUCACCUGGCUCGUCAACAAGAUCAACGUCUCCCUGGCUUACAUGGAUGAGACUUAUAAAAACGCUUCAGUCAUUGGCCUGCUGGAUAUCUAUGGUUUUGAAGUCUUCCAGCACAACAGUUUUGAGCAGUUCUGCAUUAACUACUGCAACGAGAAGCUGCAGCAGCUCUUCAUCGAGCUCACCCUCAAGUCCGAGCAGGAUGAGUACGAAGCGGAGGGAAUCACGUGGGAGCCCGUGCAGUACUUCAACAACAAGAUCAUCUGUGAUCUGGUGGAGGAGAAGUUCAAAGGCAUCAUCUCCAUUCUGGACGAGGAGUGCCUGAGGCCAGGGGACGCCAGUGACAUCACCUUCCUGGAGAAGUUGGAGAAUACUGUGGGAGGCCACGCCCACUUGACAACUCACAAGCUGGCCGAUGGAAAGACCCGGAAGGUGAUGGGCCGAGAGGAGUUCAGACUGCUGCACUACGCUGGAGAGGUCAACUACAACGUCAACGGCUUCCUGGACAAGAACAAUGACCUCCUCUUCAGGAACUUGAAAGAGGUCAUGUGUAUGUCUGAUAAUAAGAUUCUGACCCAGUGCUUUGACCGGGCGGAGCUGAAGGACAGCAAGAGACCUGAGACGGCAGCGACCCAGUUCAAGACCAGUCUGGCCAAGUUAAUGGAGAUCCUGAUGUCCAAGGAGCCGUCGUACGUGCGCUGCAUCAAGCCCAACGAUGCCAAGCAAGCAGGACGGUUCGAUGAUGUUCUCAUCAGGCAUCAGGUGAAGUACCUGGGUCUGAUGGAGAACCUUCGCGUGAGGAGAGCUGGCUUUGCCUACCGCCGCCACUAUGAGACCUUCCUCCAGAGGUAUAAGUCCCUGUGCCCGGAGACCUGGCCUAGCUGGCAGGGCAAGCUGGCAGACGGAGUCUCCACACUGGUCAAACACCUGGGUUACAAACCUGAGGAGUACAAACUGGGCAGAUCCAAAAUCUUCAUCCGUUUUCCAAAGACCCUGUUCGCCACAGAGGACGCGCUGGAAACGAGGAAACACAGCCUCGCCAGCAAACUGCAGUCAUCCUGGAAGGGCUACAGCCAGAAGACCAAAUACCGCAAACUCAGAUCAUCAGCGGUUGUGGUCCAGGCGUGGUGGAGGGGCAUCCUGGCCUGUAGGAGGGCACAGCGCAAGAGGCAGGCCGCCAACACCAUCCGCAGGUUCAUCAAAGGCUUCAUCUACCGCCACAAUGAGCGUUGUCCUGAGAAUGAGUACUUCCUGGAUUAUGUGCGCUACUCCUUCCUGAUGAAGCUGCGCAGGAACCUCCCCAAGUCGGUCCUGGACAAGAGCUGGCCCACGGCGCCGACCGCCCUCAUCGAGGCGUCGGAGCAGCUCCGUAAACUGUACAUGCAGAACAUGGUGUGGGGCUACUGCAAGAGGAUCAACCCAGAGUGGAAACACCAGUUGGAGCAGAAAAUGGUGGCCAGUGAGAUCUUCAAAAACAAGAAGGACAACUACCCCCAAAGUGUCCCAAAGCUCUUUAUGGGCACAAGACUCAAUGGAGAGGAGAUUAACCCCAAGGUGUUGCAGUCACUUGGCAGUGAGAAGAUGAAGUAUGCAGUCCCAGUGACCAAGUACGACAGGAAGGGCUACAAGGCGCGACCAAGGCAGCUGCUGCUCACCUCCAACUGUGCCGUCAUCGUGGAGGAGGCCAAGCUCAAGCAGCGCAUCGACUACGCCGCCCUCAAAGGUAUCUCAGUCAGCUCUCUCAGUGACGGUGUCUUCGUACUGCACGUGCCCACUGAAGACAAAAAACAGAAGGGAGAUGUGGUGCUUCAGAGUGACCACAUCAUCGAGACCCUGACCAAAGUGGCCAUUUGUGCCGACAAGGCCAACAGCAUCAACAUCAACCAGGGAAGUAUAACUUUCACGAUGGGCCAAGGUAAGGAAGGGAUCAUAGACUUCACCUCUGGCUCUGAGCUGCUGGUUGCCAAGGCGAAGAAUGGCCACCUCUCAGUGGUGAGUCGGAAUAACGGAGGGAUAUAAAGCGUCAGUCCUCCCCUACAGGACUAAUACAACUGCCCCUCGACUGAACUCAAGAUGAUAGACAUGGCUGAUCAUCUGACCACGCCAAGGAAGUCCUUCCUGGAAUACGCUCCUAUUCACCAAUCACAACCACAGACCCUUCUCUGCCUAAGCCAAUCAAAUGCCAGCUCUAGCUACAGGAACGGGCAUGUGCUUCCAAUUAAGAGAAAGUCAAGCGAUUUAAUUAACUGAUAUUUAUGUUUUAUAUAUUUUGGGGAUUAAUGCUUGUUAUUUGACUAUUACGAUUUUAUUAUAUGAAGCCAAGGAAUAACAAUGUUUUGGUGCAUUUUUCCUGCACUACUUCUGCUUAAUUUGGGAACAUGAACAAGCAGUCAAUGAGGGUGUAUCGGGUCUCCUUUUUCUUUUUCUUUCAGUCAUUCUUUUUUCACAAUAUUAUCUCUGUUCAGUAAUGUAGACGUUGCACCCUCUCUGAUACUACUCUUAACUGUUUGGGUGCAGAGGCUUUUGUUAUAGUGGAAAUGACGUAGAUGGCUGAUGGUAUGUAGAGGCUAGGUUUGUUUUGAGCUAUCGAGGAGCAGGGAGUUUGGUAGAGAAGGUCAUAAGGAAGAGGUUGUUUUUUUUUUUCCCAAACUUGUGUCGACUCGGACACAAUGCUCUUGAGGUUUUCCAUCCGAGGGGAUAUUAGCAGAAAAGUCAUGUGCGUGUGUGACCUUUUGACCCAGAGCAUACUGGCCAGAAUGUGGAGUACAUUUGGUCUGUGCAGUGCCAUAGAUCUCUAAAUCAUUGUUUGAUGUAAAUAUCAUGGAGGAGCCCGAAUGGAAGCGUAAACCAAAGCAUUUUGGUGAUGAGAAAUGUGUUUUUAUAAUUGAUUUAUAAUGGAAACUGGUCUUUACAAUGUAUAAUAGAGAUAAAGGAAAAAGGCAAGAGAAAGAAAAUGGGGGGUAGUAAAGAAUAGAAUAGUCUUUGCGUUUUAUCUCGUUUUCCACCCAACAAUUGUGCCUUUCUCCUUUACUAAGUUAUUGUUAAUGGAUUAUUUAUAUGUUGAUACACCAAUUAAACAAUGACACUUUGGGGAUGACCUUGACUCCUCCGUUAGAGCCAGAUGUCUCCUAUACCCUCAGGAUGGCCUGGAAAGAGAGAGAAAGACAUGCAUACUGUACACACACACACACACUUACACUUCACUCCAAGUUAGACCUCUAGAGUUGAAGCUUUUUGGAAAACACGCUAUGAUCCAUUUGCUUUCCUUUUGUGUCACGUUUCCAGGCUGCCGUUUCCGUACUCUGGGUAAGUGUAGCAGCUCUCGUCAGGCUAUAGUACUAGUCGGGACAACGUUCACUGCUUCUUUUAACACAUUUACCAUUACUUUCCCGACGACGAUUUUUGUGCUAUCCUUUGUGACAGGGGCGAUGGUACAGACGAAUGCACUACAUAUUGAUAUAGAAUCUGUCCACAGUGUUACGUUACAAUACAGCCUCACUGUUUCUGGCGUAUCGACAACCGACAGCUCAGCCCUCUCAACAAUGUUUUUAAUGUUUUGAUUGGCACUUCUGAACACAGGCCUUCAAGAGAGAAGAGGCCUCAUGCACUGCAGUAAAUGCAAUCGAGACUCUUCCUGGUGUUUUAAUACCUACGUCAUAGCAUAUACAUCAUAGCCACGGGUGUUCUUCACAGAAAGCACACGGAUCAACGGUAACAUCCUCAGGAACACUUAGCUAUCUUUGUAACAAACCAGAGGUGUGUUGGUAUAACCCACGUGACACUACAGUUCAUAGAUGUGAGUUUUAAUCUACACACCUCUCCCCAGCAGACUUUCUGAGCAACGUUUCACUCUUCAUGUUUCUGUGCUGCUUCUUCCCUUGCUUUGCCUCUUGAGUGCCCCCCCUCCUAUGACCAAGCCUCUGAGCUGUGUACAGCUGGCAACCCAGUGAAAGAACGGUAUGACAGGUGCAAUAUGCCUAAUUAAAGGUGUGCUACUGCACUGACGCUAGCCAAAGACGCAAUAGUUGAUGAAAUGUCUGUUAAUUGUCUGUUGUAUGAUUAUAUGUCAAUUUAAAGUGUUAUUAUUUUCCUGGUGGAAGAUGUGUGCUUGGUUAGUCUGGUCCCAGAUUGGUCUGUGCUCUCUUGCCAAUGCCAGACAGCGCAAACAGAUCUGGGACCGGGCUAUUGUGUUCUGUGCUCUAAUAAGAGAUUUGAGCCAAGUGAGGAUUUGUAAGUGUAACAUUCAUUUAGACUUGUUCAAAAAAAUUGUGUGUUGUAAUGUGCCUUGAGUUUAAUAGAAAUUACAACCCAUUUUGUAUGGAAUUCUGUGACCAAUACCUCCUCGACAAUGUCACUUAUUCCAGAGUAAAAACUAUAUAUACCCAAAAAAUCGGAUUCCUCCUUUUUAGAAUGUCAUAGAAGUUUCUCUAUAAAGCCUGUCUUCAAACCAAAUCCUAUUUUUUAAUCAUUUACAAUACACAAGUUAUCAGUCCUGAGUGUCUGUAUGCACCAUCAUGUAGAAUUAGACCAACACGCUAAAGAUAAAAUGUAAAAAAUAAACUUUAAAUGAUA